AUGGAACACUUUGCUAAAGGGCUUGCAGUUUUUGACAGCCAAAAACACGAGGACGGUAUUAUCAUACAACGUCUUCAAGCACCACGACUUUUCUCGUACUCGUUCAUCGAUGCAACUGUAGGGAGAAGCGCGAACACCAUUUCGCAUAUUCCUCAUCAUGACGGUGCCGUGGACACCGGGCGAGCUUGGAUGAGCAAGUUGGUAUCAUUCGAUCGAGUGAAAGUCACGAACAAUCAGCAAGACAACGAUCCGUUCCAUGUGAGUUCUUCUCUUAGGGUUUUCUUGGAAGUGUUCGAGUACACGGCGUUCAUUGCUGUGACCGCCUAUCAAAACAAUGAAGUGACACAGCUGAAGAUUUCCCAUAACCCUUUUGCCAAAGGGCUCGGAUCGGGAUCCCCGAAACGGACGUCUACCAGCCCAAUAUUCAGCGAGCCGUCACCGAAACGUAUCUCACCCAUGUCUUCUGAUGUGAAAGUGAAAUGUGAGGCUCCGUUAGGGAGUCCAUUUAUUUUCCCGUGGGCUUCGCCUGCAGUGGAUCCGAACUCUCCAAAGGGUAACGAGCAUCGUCCGAUGCCAUGGUACAGCUAUUACCAACACCCAUUUUAUCCACCUAUACCAUAUUAUUAUCCUUACAUGCCAAACUGCUAUCCGACAACAACUCCUGAGUGU
This is a messenger RNA of Ostertagia ostertagi, 669 nucleotides long. The record is from the annotation of a GenBank genome assembly. NCBI's taxonomy places the organism in Eukaryota, Metazoa, Nematoda, Chromadorea, Rhabditida, Trichostrongylidae.